Molecule: messenger RNA, 2526 nt
Organism: Giardia duodenalis
Lineage: Eukaryota; Fornicata; Diplomonadida; Hexamitidae
Product: High cysteine membrane protein Group 2
Exons: 1
Coding region: 1-2526 (841 amino acids)
Source: RefSeq, a predicted model, not a curated record
AUGUACAUUUUUCUAGGUCUAGUUUUGUCAUCUAUCGGUCUUUUGUGUGUGGAUACUGACAAUGGGACCCCCCUCUUUGAAGACGGUAUCGAUUCUAAAAACCCCCGUGUUGAGGCCCCCAUGUUGAUAACAUGCAAAUCUGAUGCUAAUCGGCGGAGAUGCGCAUUUGGAAUGUGUCUGAACCUGGGUCCUGCAGAACUGUGCCUCAAAUGCACUCCGGGGCUCCUUCUUAUUGAUGGGGCGUGUGUGGAGCAAGAUAGUCAUGAGGUUGGCUCUGCUGGCUGUGAGGUUGACCCAGACUCUUACGCGUGUCUCUCCUGCAGUUCUUCAGGGUACCACGUUUACAGUGGAGGCUGCUUUAGUGCUGCUUCAGGAGUUCUUGAGCUUGUGGAGCCUUCAAGAGAUAGUACACUUACGUGUGAGGAGGUUAUCUCUUUUAAUAUGUUUCAUACUGCUCCUGGCAAGUGCAAGCAGAAACACUGCAACGUUGACUUGGGAGGCAACAAGUACUGCUCACGUUGCUCGGUAAAGUCUGAGUAUCUUGUUGACGGAAAGUGUCUGUCGUCAACGGAUAAUAACGCAUGCACAUCCCAGGACUAUCCAGAUGGUACUUGUAAGUUAUGUGGAAAUGGGUACUUCCUUUACAAGGGUGGAUGCUAUUCAAUCACUCACGGCGCGCCAGGAAAUCUUAUAUGCAAAGAAGUAGACACUAUCCCCGGUGUUUGUAAGCUUUGUCAAGAUGGCUUCUUUCGUCUCCCUGAGCCCGCAGCCAAUAGGCAGUCCUGCAUGCUUUGCAACGACACUUCUGAAUAUGAAUACGAUGAUCUUGAUUCCUACUAUGAGGUGAGAACGUUUGCUGGGGUAGAGGGUUGUGCAAAGUGUUCCUUUAAAGAAGAGGUAACGAUCUUACUCAACAAGCCAGUGUGUGAGGCGUGUCACCCAGACUACUAUCUAUUGUCGAGAGGAGACUCAGCCAUGUGCCUCUCCAGCCAAGAGUGUACGUCAUCACAUUUCCGAAAGACAGUUGAUGAAGUCAAUCUGUGUAUAUUCUGCGGUGACGCAUCUCGCGGGGGCCUAGAUGGGUGUUCUAGGUGCACCUACACUGCAAACACAGGAGCAAUUACCUGCGAGAGUUGUUUUUUAUAUUAUUAUAAGAAGGUAGACAAUGGAGUGCUCAGUUGCGUACCACUUGACGAAUGCACCGCUCCGUACUAUCCGAAAGACAGUGAAGAUCCUGGCGAUCUAUGGGACAAACAGUGUUUACUUUGCAGCGAUACUAACAACAAUGGAAUUCAGGAUUGCACGGCUUGCACAUAUACCUCAACUGGGUUGAAAUGCACAGCCUGUAGCGGUACAAAGAGACCGAAUGCUGCUGGGUCAACGUGCUAUGAUUGUAACAUUGCAAACUGCGAAGAGUGUUCAUCUGACACGGUAUGUUCGCGCUGCGCAGCGGGAUAUAUCAUUUCUUCAAGUGCUUGCGUAGCUGAUCCUGACCCGUGCUCUGUUGCUGGUUGCAAGACCUGCGUGUCUGGUAAUAGGCAACUGUGCUUAGUCUGUCACGACGGAUUCUACAAAGAUGGGACGACCUGUAGGAAGUGCGCCGCCGGGUGCACAGUUUGCUCAGGUGCAGGUGCACAGUGUACCUCGUGCGAACAGGACCGUUUCCUUCUUAGGUCCGAAUCUUCUAGUUCUGGAAGCUGCGUCGUUGCUUGUGGAGAUGGGCACUUCGAGGACACUACCCUGAAGGUCUGCACAAGAUGCUCAGAUGCUCACUGCAAACGAUGUGCAGGACCAGGCGUUUGUACUCGCUGCCAGGAUGAUAUGUAUCUGAAGCUCACAUCCUCUUCGAUAGAGUGUGUGAGCAGUCAUCAUUGUUAUACAGGGAGCUUUCCACAGGAAAACCCCGACACAGGAAACAAAUGUGUCCCAUGUGGGGACAAUCUUGUUGGAAUUUCUAAUUGUAUAGAGUGCACGCUCGACGGUGGUCUCCUUUCUUGCCUCAAGUGCAAGAGCGGCAGCUUCCUUGAUCUCUUCAGGCGGACAUGCAUCACACAAUGUCCUCAGAACUCUAGCCCGAAAGAAGAGAAUAGGGCCAUGGCGUGCAUGUGUGAAGAUAGCUAUGCGCCUAGCAAUGACGGAACCCUUUGCGAGCCAACCAAACCUUGUCCUCAGUACCAAGGAUGCGCAAUGUGUGAUUCUCUGGACAGAUGUGUCCGCUGUGUGGAUCCUUUGGAUAAUAUACAACUAGAUAGCACAACGUGCCAAAGGAGCUGCCCAUCGGGAGCAGCCGUCAGACGAGGAAAGUGUCACUGCAUGGGAGGGCAGGUUCCCAGCGGGAAUACCUGCGUCGACCCACCAAAGAAGAGUGUUAGCAAAAUGUCGACAGGAAUGAUAGCUGGGAUUUCUGUCGCAUCAGUGGCCAUUGUUGCGGUUAUCAUCGGCUGUCUGGUCUGGUUCCUUCUCAGAAGGAAAAACAGUGGCUCCUUAAACCGUGAGCCCUCGCUGUUCCGUCCUUUAAGUAGUUAA